AUGCAACAUAAUAAAUAUUUAUUUAGACAAGUCUUUCAACAAUAUUUAAUCAAAAAUUUGUUUUUUAUAUUUUAUUUAUUAAUUACAAAUUUAAAUUAUUUGAAUGCCUUCCCUCAAUGCAAUUUAGGCCUUAAAUUGUUUAGUGUUGAAAGAGGAUCUGCUUUAUGUGCUAAAUUUGUUCCUUUUGAAUGUGUUGGUUUAUGUGAAUGGGUAGAGGCAGAUGGGGAUGGGAAAGGUGGAGGAGGAGGAGGAGGGGGUGGAUGUACUUUAAGUUCCCAUUAUUCUGCUUUUCGUGGAUUACGUACUUAUAUGAGUGGAUUUGUUUUAAAUGAUCAAAGUUUUCUUGUCCAAUGUUGUGCUUCUUUAGCUACAAAUGUUAAUUUAAGAAAAGAAAAUGAGCCUAAUUGCCGUUGGAGUGAAGAAAUAAAUACUGUAGUAGAUAAACCGACAUUAAGGUUGGACUUUCCGUUGGAAGAAAAUGAAUAUUUUAGAGAUUUAAAAGGAAUUCGAUUAAAUAAUGGGGCAGCUAAAAUACAAGCAGAAAUUUGUCAAUUUUCUUUUCAAAGAAAUAAUUGUGACAGAAAAAAAAUGUCUGAAGAAGAAAGUCAUCAAUAUUCCCUUUUAUUAUUGAGGCUGCAAAGAGCUAAAGAUUUUUUUCAAAAUAGGAAAGGUGUGAAAAUGUUAAAUUCUGGUUCUUCUAAUAAUAAUAAUGAGGAAAUAAUUGAAGAAGAAAUAAAUAGGUAA
Messenger RNA from Meloidogyne enterolobii, 744 nucleotides. NCBI's taxonomy places the organism in Eukaryota, Metazoa, Nematoda, Chromadorea, Rhabditida, Meloidogynidae. The record is from the annotation of a GenBank genome assembly.